Molecule: messenger RNA, 1505 nt
Organism: Triticum dicoccoides
Lineage: Eukaryota; Viridiplantae; Streptophyta; Magnoliopsida; Poales; Poaceae
Product: tRNA:m(4)X modification enzyme TRM13 homolog
Exons: 8
Coding region: 209-1363 (384 amino acids)
Biological process (GO): tRNA methylation
Source: RefSeq, a predicted model, not a curated record
AUCACCACCCUACUGCAGGUACUGCGGGAACCACUCGCCGGAGUCCUCCUCUGACUCGCGCCGCCGCGUCCCCUGUCCCGUCGACCCCUCCCACACGGUGUUCGAGGGGAACCUGGAGGCUCACAUCGGCAAGUGCCCCUUCAGGAAGCAUGCCGACGCGCUGGCCGCGCAGCCGUACUACUCCAAGGGCAUCAACUCUGGCGGGGGAAUGGCCGGUGUCGCCGCGGUCACCUCCGCCGCCAAGCGCGCCUCCGUGCACAAGCUCUCCGAGGAGGAAUUCUGGGCCUUGGUUGCGAAGAUCCGGUCGGCGCACGCGGCGGCGGCCGUCCAAAUGCGCGAGUCUUACAUUGCCCUGGACGCCUGUGAUAAGUGGAUGAAGGGACAAGUUGAUAGGAAUGUGCCGUAUCAGGAGAAGCACGUUGUGCAGCAGGUGUCGAUCAUGGGGAACAUGGAGACAUUUGGUUUGCUGCCGAGAGGUGGUGCUGAGGAUGCAACGAAGGAGAUCGCGUUGAAGAAUGCUCCGGCAGUUGUUGAAUUUGGUGCUGGGAGGGGUUACUUGACUCAGAUGUUGGCAGACUGUUAUGGGAUCAAGAAUAUCUUCUUGGUCGAGAGACGAUCGUACAAGCUCAAGGCUGAUCGAAGUUUAAGGCAAAAUGAGGGUGUUAAAUUGGAGCGUUUGAGGAUAGAUAUUGAGGAUUUGAGCUUGCGUGGAGUAAAAGCGUUGAGUGGAAGUCAGUAUCUAGCAAUCGGAAAACAUCUAUGUGGGCCUGCAACAGAUAUGACCAUAAUGUGCUGUCUUCAUGAACUACACAAUCGUACAGAAGAGAAAGGCCACGACAAGCAUCAUCUCCGGGGCCUUGCUUUAGCCACCUGCUGCCACCAUCUUUGCCAAUGGAAGCAUUAUGCAAAUAAAGCUUUCCUCUCUGGACUAGGGAUUGCGGAGGAAGAGUUCCAUGCCAUGACAUGGUUUAGCAGUUGGGCUGUGGAUGGUGACCACAGCUCCCAGGACUCUUUGGAGUCUGAAGACUCAUCUUCUGAAGUAAUCAGGAGGAAUGACGAGCCCUUGCACUUGGUGAACUUUGAGGAGAAGAAGCUUACAUACAUACUGUAUAUGGUGCACGCCACAAGAGGUUCCUCCAAUCGGACCAUGUUGGGCAUGAGCGUAGCCUUGGUGGAAGUCACGGCAUUUGUACCUGGCACCGUUCGUCGUCUAUUUCGAGAAAUUGACCAUGCUCGUCCGCCUGCGCUCGCCUCCGCAGCCGCCACGAUCCUUCCCCUCGAUCUGCAUACACUUGCAUUGGAGCCACACACAUGUAUGGAAUGGUGGGACCGAGUGGUCAGUUUUUGCAUCAAACGACUUUAGGACGCCCGUCUAGCCGGCGCCCAGCCGCCCAGUAUAAUUAGCGAGCGACCGGUUAUUUAAGGAAAUUUCUUGUCUCCUUUCCUAAUCAGGAAAUCUUUCUCAUCUAAUUCAUUUCCCCGCAAUGUAUUAAAUAGCAAUAUAG